Hydractinia symbiolongicarpus is the source of this 3352-nucleotide messenger RNA. Its product is annotated as N-alpha-acetyltransferase 15, NatA auxiliary subunit-like. The coding region runs from base 334 to 2940 and encodes 868 amino acids. The transcript is spliced from 20 exons. Gene Ontology annotation, cellular component: cytoplasm; NatA complex. The record is from RefSeq and is a predicted model, not a curated record. NCBI's taxonomy places the organism in Eukaryota, Metazoa, Cnidaria, Hydrozoa, Anthoathecata, Hydractiniidae. Gene Ontology annotation, molecular function: protein binding; protein-N-terminal amino-acid acetyltransferase activity. Gene Ontology annotation, biological process: N-terminal peptidyl-methionine acetylation.
CAAGGAUCCCUUUAAAUUUCACAGAAAGAGAAUGUUAACUGGGUCCAUAUAUAGUUACGGAUUUUUUUACAUAUGGAAUCGAUUUACUUUGCAUUGCCAUGCAAGUCGUUAAAAAUAUUGCAUUUGUUAUACUUGGUAAUAAAAAUUUAAGCUUCUUCAGCAUAAAAUCAGAUUUAGUUAAAUACAGCUAUAUUAUAUAAAUUACCCAUUUUUCGUUUACAAUUUUUUUUUAAAUUUCAGGUAGCUUGAAAUAAUUUAGUUAAUUCUUUUUUAGAAAACCUAAAAAUGAGAUACUUUUAAUCCAUGUGAAUGUGUUAACACCAUCACAAAAUCAUGCCAACACAGUUACCACCAAAAGAGAAUACGCUUUUUAAGCGAAUUCUGAAAUGUUACGAACAAAAACAGUAUAAAAAUGGUCUCAAAUUUUGCAAGCAAAUUUUAUCAAAUCCAAAAUUUGCAGAACAUGGAGAGACCUUAGCAAUGAAGGGCCUGACAUUGAAUUACCUUGGUAGAAAAGAUGAAGCAUAUGAGUAUGUUAAACGAGGUUUGAAGAAUGACCUAAGGAGUCAUGUUUGUUGGCAUGUAUAUGGUUUACUGCAGAGAGCAGAUCACAAGUACGAUGAAGCUAUAAAAUGCUACCGUAAUGCAUUGAAAUGGGAUAAGGAUAAUAUUCAGAUUUUGCGAGAUUUGUCAUUGUUGCAAGUUCAAAUGCGUGACACUGAAGGGUUUAGGGAUACCAGAUACCAGCUCUUAAAAAUUCGACCUGCACAGCGUCAGUCUUGGAUUGGAUAUUCCAUAUCAUACUACUUGCUUGGUGAACAUGACAUGGCAUUCACGGUAAUGGAGGAGUUCCGAAAAACCCUGUUUCAAGACAAUCAGACAAAAAUGGACAUUGAACAUAGUGAAAUGUUGUUUUACCAAAAUAUGAUUUUACGAGAACAGGGAAAAGAUAAAGAAAGCAUGGAACAUUUAGAAAAAUAUGAAAAGUUUAUGACUGACAAACUUAAAGUACAGGAAAUUAAAGCUACACAGCAUUUGAAGUUAAAUAAUCCAAAAGCUGCCGAAAAAUUGUAUAGAGAGUUAGUAAAACGCAAUCCAGAAAAUCAUUUAUAUUACGAAGGGAUUGAAAAAUCUCUUACCGCUUCUAGUGGACAAUUGGAUGAAACUGAAAGGCUUGCCAUUUUUCUGAAUUAUCGCAAGAAAUAUCCACGCACUGAAUGUCCACGAAGAUUACCAUUGAAUUUUUUAACAGCGUCAGGACAUGCUUUCUCAGAACUUGUAGACGAUUACCUUAGAAAUGCGUUAAUCAAGGGCGUACCACCUCUAUUUACCAAUUUAAGACCGUUAUAUAAAGAGAAGGCGAAGGUAUUGGUUAUUGAAAAUCUUUUGCUUGGGUAUGCUGCAUCUUUGCUUGAACAUAACAAAUUCAAUAUAAAAGAUGACGACACCCAGAAUCCAACUGUGCUGUUGUGGACCAAUUUCUAUCUUGCUCAACAUUAUGAUCACUUUCGAAAAACAAAGCAGGCUUUAACAUAUAUCAAUAAAGUUCUAGACCACACCCCAACCUUGAUUGAAGGGUAUAUGGUUAAAGCCAAAAUUUACAAGCAUGCAGGAUGCUUGCAAGAAGCAUUGAAGUGGAUGGAUGAAGGAAGAUCGUUGGAUACAGCUGACCGAUACGUGAACUCCAAAUGCGCCAAAUACCUACUUCGUGCAAAUGAAAUCACAAAGGCUAUUGAAACAUGCGGGUUGUUUACCAAGGAGGGUACAGCACCUGACGAUGACCUGGACUCCAUGCAGUGCAUGUGGUUUGGAAUCGAAUGUGCCAACGCGCACAAACGUAAAGGCGAGAUUGGUGAAGCGCUUCGCAAAUGCCAUCAGAUUGAGCGAAACUUCAACGAGAUCGUGGAAGAUCAAUUCGAUUUUCAUACGUAUUGCAUGAGGAAAGUAACCUUAUGCGCUUACAUCAAGUUGCUGAAACUCGAAGAUGUACUAAGAAGCCACUCCUAUUACUUUAAAGCUGCUAAGAUUGCAAUCGAGUGCUACAUUGGUCUGUACGACAAACCCUACUCGUCUUCUGAUGACUCAGCAGAAGUAAACAAAGGCAACUUGUCAGAUAAAGAAUUGAAAAAACUAAAAAGUAAGCAGAGAAGAGCUCAGAAGAAGCAACAAGAAGAAGUGGAAAAGAAAGGUGGUGAAACCAAGGAUAGUAAAGAACCUGAGGGGAAGAAGGAAGAGGGAAAAACGAAGUUUGACGCGUCGAUGCUAGUUAAGACUGAAAUACCUUUGGAAGAAGCCAUCAAAUUCUUGGUACCGCUACAAAAUCUCGCACGAGAUCGGAUUGAAACUCACUUAAUGGCCUUCGAAAUUUACACAAGAAAAGGAAAAGUUUUGCUUAUGUUGCAAUCUAUUAAGAGGGCUUUUCACUGUGAUCCAACAGAUUCGCGCUUGCAUGGAUGUAUUGUGCGAUUUUUGAUAAAAAUCAAAGAGAAUCGCGACCAGUACCAUGACACAGUAAAAGCUGUCCUGGAUAGAGAAAUUAAAAUGCUGGUGAAAGGAGAUGAUAUUUCAAAGUACAACAUGCUGUAUCUGCAAUCUCAUCCUAAAUCUCUGCAAGCCCACAUCGCUGUUGCGAAAGGUCUAUUUGCUUUGAACAAGAACAGAAGAAAAGAAGCGCUAAAACUUGCAACAAACCUGUCCAAAGAUUUAACUGAUGUAACUUUAGAGCUUUGCAUCGAAAUUUACGAUUUAUUGAUGAGCGGCGAGUUCGGAGCUACUACUAUUGAAGUGGAAGAUUACAGAAAGAAAUGCCACAAGUUGUUUCCAUAUACGGACAGAUUUAAAGAAGAAGAAGAAAUGCAGAUAGAAGAUGAAAUUGUUUUGACCAAGUGGGAAGCCAAAGACGUCAACAACGAAACUGACGUCAACGGUACGACAACGUAAAAUCCAAAAAGCGUUGUUUCUGGAAAGAAAUUAUAACAGAUGACGAAGCGAUGCAUUUUUUGCAUUUGCCUGCAUAGAGGUGUGGUAGCUGUGAGUAGGGUACGGAACGAACUCGUGCUUCAGUGACCACGUGAAAAACAAAAUUUGACAUUUUUUAUUUUGAUCUUAUCCUGCGUUGUUCUGUGUAUAUUUUGUCUCUUUAUAUGUAUUCACUUUUCUGUUCUAAUGACAUAAAUGUAGAGAAUCAUCUUAGUCCAGUUAUAUAAACAACAUUUUAUAAGCUUUUGAUAUAAACUUGUGCUUGCGUAAAUUUUCAAGAACUGUAUGUUUCCGUAGUGAUUUUUACUCAAUUAAUUUCAAAUGUAUUCUCAAAUGGAUGUAGUCAAUUAUUGCUAAUAAAAAGGCUCUCUUG